Messenger RNA from Mycena citricolor, 1808 nucleotides. NCBI's taxonomy places the organism in Eukaryota, Fungi, Basidiomycota, Agaricomycetes, Agaricales, Mycenaceae. The record is from the annotation of a GenBank genome assembly.
GUCGCGUUGCGUGGGAUAACUCGAAGAUCAUCUGUCUGUCUCGAACAUCGAGUCUCGGAGUCGAUUAGGAUACCUGCGUUCACCGUAGAGAUCUGGAUCUCAUUUGAUGUGCAAAACCAGCGUUGAGGGUUGGAUAGUGCUAGAAUGCUAGCCGGGAAGACGUUUCCGCUAUGUAAGGACUCUAUCCUGUCAUAUGUAUGUAUCACUGAGCACCCGCAAUCGUAAAUUGCCCGCCGUUUAGAAGGACGAUGAUGAGUAUGUCUACAGCUCAGCGACAAUCGAGAUCUGAGAGCUGUGGAGACAUAUCUCGAGAGAUUCUGACUCGUCGACGUAAUAUAUCAUGCACCUGAAUUUCAUGCCAUUACUGCGUCACCCCUGCUUCGACAACUGCUGCUACUAGAGACAAACAGCGGGAGGAUCGCUGGGUCAAACAAUCUGCGCCAUCGCAGUCAGCAUCGUCAGUGGAAUGGACUGAAUCUCAGGCACCCAAGUGGACUCGUGAACUGAGGCGGAGAUAAUCAGUCAUUCAUGUCUAAGGGGGUUUCGCAGAUAGUGGAACGGAUACAUUGGUAGAGUUGCAGAUACGUAGGAGGAGAGAGGCUACAGGUCACAGGUAGAAACACAGUGCGGAGGAAUUCAUAAUGCUACAGAGAUGGGGAGUGGGAGAAGGAUGCCAGCAAAUGCAGGGUAUAGCUCAAGCACGUUUUCGAUAGUAUCUACUGACCAGCCGCAGCGACGCUCAACGAGCCCAGCACGACCUCCCACGCGAGAUCCAGCGCAGCCCAGACACCCGCGUCGUUGACGCCUAGCGCGACGAGGUUCUGCCACAGCUCCUUGACGUGCGACGCAUGCAUCAUCAGCGUGCCGACGUUGCCGCCCGCGACGGAGCACACGUGCACCGCCAGCGCGUGGACGGUCGACGGCGAGGUGAAGGUCGCCGGGAUCGCCUCGCCGUCGUCGUACGCCAUCGGGAGGGACAUCCCGCCCGCCGGCUUCGUUGCCGCGGCUAGCGAGCCGAGGAAGCUCGUAGGGAGCGGGAUGAGCGCCGCGAGGACGGCGUCGAGGCGCCCGGUGUACAUCCACGUGUGGAUCAGCGCGAAGGCGCUGGGGGACGGAACCGCAAGCGGGAGGAUGGGGACCGUGUGGCCGGCAGGGGAGGCAGGCGGGAGCCGGGGGAGCUUGGCGCAAUGCGCGGCGAGGACGACGCCGUGGACGGGGUAGAUCAGCGCGUCAUCCGUGGCGCUCUUGGCCGUCGUGGACAGCGCAAGGAUGUGCGUGGGGUAGGUGACGUCCUCGCGGCUGGGAGCGGAGAGCGAGAUCGCGGACGGGAGCUGGGAUCGCGGACACGUCUUGGGUAUCGAGGCGGCAGCGAUGGAGAGGCCGUUCGACAUCUGCGGUGCCGUCACGCGCAGCCCUUGGCGGACGAAGGGGAGCGGAACCGACGCGAGUUCUGGGGCGACCGCAGCCAGUGCGGCUGGCGAGACUUCAUCGAAUUUAGGACGUGCGAGGGUCCGUGGGAGUUGAAGAGGUGCGGGAGAAGAGCGCGACGACUGCGAAUACGAAUCGCGACGACCCGGGGCGAGGAAGGCAGGGGAAGGGGGGUGAGACGCGACCUGGAACAUGUCUAGUGUGUGGAGGAUAUAGAUAGUGGCGGAUCGUCCGGUAUCUGGGUCGUCGUACGAAGGGCAGAUACAGUUGAACUAGGCAUCUUUAUAACGAGACUCCAUGCGCGGCUCCCCUUUGACUCGUUUUGGACGGGAUAAAGGGAGAACCAAAACGGGAACAUAGACAGCAUCAGCGGACGAAGC